Phacochoerus africanus (Common warthog) is the source of this 3187-nucleotide messenger RNA. RefSeq names its product solute carrier family 22 member 5. The transcript is spliced from 10 exons. NCBI's taxonomy places the organism in Eukaryota, Metazoa, Chordata, Mammalia, Artiodactyla, Suidae. The record is from RefSeq and is a predicted model, not a curated record. Gene Ontology annotation, biological process: transmembrane transport; carnitine transport. Gene Ontology annotation, molecular function: ATP binding; transmembrane transporter activity. Gene Ontology annotation, cellular component: membrane. Bases 172 to 1845 code for a protein of 557 amino acids.
CGGCGAGGCCGCGGUGGCGGCGGGAGCUCAAGAGCCUGCUCUGUCUGCGAGCGGUCCCUCAGGAAGGCUUCCCUGUGGGGGCCCGACGCGCACGCGCACGCCUAGCCCCGCCCCCGCGCGCCGCCGCGUCCUCUGACCCAGGGCCGCGCGCCACGGGCAGCGGAGGGCGGCAUGCGGGACUACGACGAGAUGACCGCCUUCCUGGGCGAGUGGGGGCCCUUCCAGCGCCUCAUCUUCUUCCUGCUCAGCGCCAGCAUCAUCCCCAACGGCUUCAACGGCCUGUCUGCCGUGUUCCUCACUGCGACCCCGGAGCACCGCUGCCGGGUGCCGGACACCGCGAACCUGAGCAGCGCUUGGCGCAACCACAGUCUCCCGCUGCGGCUGCAGGACGGCCGCGAGGUGCCUCACAGCUGCCGUCGCUACCGGCUCGAGACGAUUGUCAACUUCUCGGCUCUAGGGCUGGAGCCUGGGCGCGACGUGGACCUAGAGCAGGUGGAACAAGAGGGCUGCCUGAAUGGGUGGGAGUUCAGCCAGGACAUCUACUUGUCCACCAUCGUGACUGAGUGGAACCUGGUGUGUGAGGACGACUGGAAGGCCCCGCUCACGAUCUCCUUGUUUUUCGGGGGUGUGCUGGUGGGCUCCUUCAUUUCGGGGCAGCUCUCAGACAGGUUUGGCCGGAAGAAUGUGCUGUUUGUAACGAUGGGCAUGCAGACAGGCUUCAGCUUCCUGCAGGUCUUCUCGAAGAACUAUGAGAUGUUUGCUGUGCUAUUUUUCCUUGUAGGCAUGGGCCAGAUCUCCAACUAUGUGGCAGCGUUUGUCCUGGGAACAGAAAUUCUUGGCAAGUCAGUUCGUAUUAUAUUCUCUACGUUAGGAGUGUGCGUAUUUUAUGCAUUUGGCUACAUGCUGCUGCCACUGUUUGCUUACUUCAUCAGAGACUGGCGGAUGCUGCUGCUGGCCCUGACGGUGCCUGGAUUGCUGUGCGUGGUGCUCUGGUGGUUCAUUCCUGAGUCCCCCCGAUGGCUCAUCUCUCAGGGACGAUUUCAGGAAGCUGAGGUGAUCAUCCGCAAGGCUGCUGGAAUCAAUGGGAUCGUUGCGCCCUCCACCAUCUUUGACUCAAGCGAGCUACAAGACCUGAGCUCCAAGAAGCAGCAGUCCCACAGUAUUCUGGAUCUGCUCCGAACCCGGAAUAUCCGGAUGGUCACCAUCAUGUCCAUAAUUCUGUGGAUGACCAUAUCAGUGGGCUAUUUCGGGCUUUCGCUGGACACUCCUAACUUGCAUGGGGACGUCUUUUUGAACUGCUUCCUUUCGGCUCUGGUUGAAGUCCCAGCAUACGUGUUGGCCUGGCUGCUGCUGCGGCACCUGCCCCGUCGCUAUUCCAUGGCCACUGCCCUCUUCCUGGGUGGCAGCGUUCUUCUCUUCGUGCAGCUGGUGCCCCCAGACCUGUAUUAUUUGGCUACAGUCCUGGUGAUGGUGGGCAAGUUUGGAAUCACUGCUGCCUUUUCCAUGGUCUACGUGUACACAGCCGAGCUGUACCCCACAGUGGUCAGAAACAUGGGCGUGGGGGUCAGCUCCACAGCGUCCCGCCUGGGCAGCAUCCUGUCUCCCUACUUCAUCUACCUUGGUGCCUACGACCGCUUCCUGCCCUACAUUCUCAUGGGGAGUCUGACCAUCCUGACAGCCAUCCUCACCUUGUUCCUUCCAGAGAGCUUUGGCACCCCACUCCCAGACACCAUUGAUCAGAUGCUCAGGGUCAAAGGAAUAAAAUAUAGGCAGACUCCAAGUCACUCAAGGAUGUUAAAAGAUGGUGAAGAAAGCCCCAGAGUGCUUAAAAGCACAGCCUUCUAACACCACCUCCAGUGAGAAAGUGGAGAGGGAAGACUGUGCUAUCAGAAAUGGCUUGUGCAGACCCUGAGUCCUUCAGUGGCCAAGGUCUUUGUUGAUUAUUCUAUGGACGCUGUGUCUGACCUGCCGUGGAUGGACGCCCAGACUCAGAGCUGUAGUGGUCCUCAAGCACCACCUUCCCCUCAGGGACACUGUGGCUACUGGCAGACAACUUCGGAUGAAUCCUAACCACUACAGUGAUGGACUUGGCACUUCCUAAGACGUUAACUUUGGAAAGAUAUGAGAGGUAUUUACUAAAUUUACAUUUUCAUUUCAGACGGCCUGAAAAGACCCCUGAUAAAACUGGAGAUCUAACCCUCCAGACCCACACCUCCCCGAAAUGUGUCCUUUCCCCACUUCCCUCUAAUGGUGCACUUUAGAGGAAAUGACCUCACAGGGAGUUGGAUUUCUCAUAGUCUCUCAGCGACAGAGGAUAUUCACUGGGGUUGUUGCUUCCCCAGCGUAGGAAAGCACAUGUCUGGGAAAACCUGAAGGUAAUUAAUAUGGAGGGGACUGAGCGGAUAGAGGGUACAGGAAAGUGCAUUGGUUUAUGGGCUCUUGGACCACUCAGUGUGACUGCUGGGUAGACUUGUUUACAUCUGAUCAAAGCACUGGGCUUGUCUAGGCCUAUACGAGAUGCAUCAUUGAAUCUCCUACUUGUUUUCCUCCGCUGUGUGAAUCACAUCUCCUCACUACUGUGGUUUCUGAUGUGUGGUUUAAAGGAAGCAUAUCAGUGAGUGAGACAAGCAAACUUGUCUCUGCUCCCAAAACUAUAAUGUGGAUUUUGAUUAUAUGUGUUUUGUUUGUUAUUUUUGUUGUUGUUGUUAUGUCUUUUUCUCCUUAAGUUAUUUGCCCUUCAGAAUAGACUUAGGAAAGGCUGGUUCCUUAGUCUCCUGGUUUGGUGUCUUUAUGUUUGUUUCAACCGAGAAUCACUCCAGCAGAGGUCUGCAGUGGCCACUCGUGCAAGGCCUCACCAGCCUUAGCCACUAGCACUUCUCUGAGUGCCAAAAAUGACGUCAUUGUAUGUGUUCCUUUUGUGAUACUUAAUCAUGGAAAAAAAAUUACAAAAGAAAAGCUUAAGUCAUGUUCACUGUCUUUCAGAGUUGCUCACUUCAGUGGUGUAACACUGGGAGGUAUUUUGUGUUCGGUGUAAAAUUGUAUUCUCUUUUCUGAUUAUGUUACCAUGGUACUCCUAGAGUAUAUGCUUCAUCUGGUUGAAAAAAACACAUAUUUUUGUGAAAGAUACUGAAGUGCCUUGGGAAAUGAAGAUGUUUUAGUAAAUAAAAUGAUUUUUUUAAGAUAAUAA